AUGCGCAAGUCAGCAAAGUCAAGUUUGAAAGUGUGGCAGUGGAACUGCCGGGGGAUGGGUCCGAAACAGGCGAGCCUUAGCCUGAGGGUGUCGCUUGAACCUAAUCCCCCGGCGGUGAUACUGCUGCAGGAGCCGGGCAAGAAACCAGUGAAGAUCAAAGACUAUGCUACAAUUGAGGGCGACCAAUACGUCGCGACGCUUGUGCACAAGACCUACGCAGCCACGAGACUAGACUUGGAUGGCUGUGAGGUGUCGUGCUGUCACAUUGUGAUCAUCCCAGUGAAAAAAGGGGAUCGGGGUGUACAUGUGGUGAACGUGUAUGGAAAUCCAAAGAACCAUAAGACGGACUACAGGCGGCUCAUCGCGAAGGUGGUCAAGGUGGCGGGGAAGGACCCUGUGGUUAUUGCGGGAGACUUCAACGCCCCUCGCCCGGGAUGGGGUUACAAGUACGUUUCUCCGAAACGCAGAAGGCUGGCGGAAAGCAUCAACCAGGAACGCCUAACAUUGCUUACCGAGGUUGAUCAGCCAACCAGGACGGGCACGAGUUCAUGCAGAGACACCUGUCCGGACCUGACGCUUGUCAAGAACGUGGCGAACGCUGAGUGGACUAACCUCAUGGAGCAACUAGGUAGCGACCAUUGUAUCCUUGAAACGACUAUUCACGAGUCCGGAUACACAAGAAAGACGGGAAAGGCAAGAAUAACGGAUUGGGACCGAUGGCGAAAACAGAGAAGGAAAGGUGCAGCUAGCAUCGAGAACAUCGAGGAUUGGUCUUCGGAGGUGAUCGCCAGUGUCAAGCCGUUCGUGGCUGAAGUUGAACUCUCAGAGAAGACCCCAGCAGUGGACACGCGUCUGCUUCAUCUUUGGGAAGCACGACGCGGGCUGACCUGGAGAUGGAAGAAACAGCGCUACAACAAGAAGCUGAGGAAGAGGAUUCAAGCACUCACAAAGCUGGCCGAGGACUAUGCGGUGGACUUGGCUAGGAAGAACUGGUAUGGCCUGUGUGACUCUAUACGGGGAAGCCUAGGCACGGCUCAGGCAUGGAGGAUGCUUAGGGCCUUAAUCGAUCCGAGUAGGGCAAAGGCGGUGACGGGCGGCCGUUUAGCGGAGCUGAUACAUAAGUUACCCGGGGACCGCAAGCAGAUCAUGGAUCGGCUGGCGGAAAGGUAUUUGUGUUUGGAAUCCACAGGAGAAAUCGUGGAGUAUGAAGGGCAGGAAAACCCUGAAUUAGACAGGCCAAUUACUGUCGCGGAGUUGGAGUAUGAGCUCGGGGUUAUGAGGAAGGGCGCAGCACCCGGACCGGGCUCCCUCACAGCGAAACUCCUCUACAACUUAGGGGAAGGGGACCUGAAAGAGCUGGUACGCCAUUUCAACGAACAUUUCUGGGAGCGCGGGCUUACUCCAGAUAGUUGGAAGGUUGCUGACAUUCGCUUCAUUCCAAAACCCAAAAAGGAGUUCAAGCUAGAAAAUCUGCGGCCGAUUUCGCUUACAUCUUGCCUGGGCAAGGCGUUCGAACGAGUCAUAAACUUCAGGGUUAUGAAGUAUCUAGACAAGGAACAACUCCUUCCGAACACGCAGUUCGGGUUCAGACCUCACACAUCGACGCAGGACAUACUCUUGUGGAUAUAUAAGGAUAUACUGGAGAAUCCGAGGAGCGGGCAAACGAGAGGCCUUCUAGCUUUAGACUUGAAAGGCGCGUUUGAUAAUGUUUCGCACGAAAGCAUACUUAGGGGUCUCAGCACAGUUAACUGCGGGAGAAGAACCUUCGAAUAUGUCCGCAGUUUCUUGACGGACAGGACAGCCACGUUGACGUUGGGAAGUAUGCAAUCUGGGACAUACAGACUGGGUUCCAGGGGUACGCCGCAAGGGGCAGUACUUUCCCCGUUGCUGUUCAACCUUGCGCUGCGGGGUCUACCAGAAGCGCUGAGGGCGGUUCCGAACGUGGAGCAUGCCAUCUACGCGGAUGACAUCACCCUGUGGUGCAGGGAGGGCAGUGACGCGGAAAUAGAAGAGAAGCUUCAGGCGGCGGCGGAUAUCGUCGGAGAGUACGUUAUGAGAUGCGGGCUUAAGUGCACCCCGGAGAAAUCUGAGCUUCUUGUCUCCCGAAACCCUCGCGAUAAGCUAGUCGAUCACAUUGACGUGGUGAUAGAUGGGGUCCGGGUCCCAAAACCAGCGGAGGUUCGGAUUCUGGGCCAGCUUCUACAACAGGGGAGGGGGAACAAGUCGACUAUCGACAGACUGGACGCCAUGACCACGCAGGUGUGCGGUAUGAUGAGGCGAAUUAGGAACCGUAGACACGGUAUAAAGGAGAAAGAGGCAAUACAGUUGGUCCAGGCCUUCAUUAUUGCCAGACUGACGUACGGCACUCCGUACCUGAACUUGAACAAGGCGGAGAUGCAAAGGCUAAACGUACUGAUAAGGAGAGCGUACAAAAACGCGCUGGGGCUACCGGAGCGUACGGCGACCGAGAAACUGCUUAAACUUUGGGUGCAUAACACCAUAGAAGAACUUCAUGAAGCUCAACUAGUGUCACAGCUGAAGCGACUCUCUUCCACAGUGAAUGGAGCGUGGCUCCUGGACAAACUGGGAAUGGCAGUACCCGGCGGUUCUCACGGGCCCGGAGACGCGGGGGAAGAGCUGCCGGCUGAGACCCGGCAGAGAUUCACGAUCAGUAGAAUCCCCCGCAACAUGCACCCGGAUAGGAAUGCGGAACGGAGACAAGCGCGAGCGGUGGCCCUAGCGCGUUCCUGGGACAGCAGAGAGGGAACCCUGUACGUGGAUGGGGCCGGUCCGGUGCUGGGGGUGGCUGCAAUAGCGGUGGCCGGUGCGAAAGGGCGGAUCAGACGCGUCGCCUCCAUACGAGCGCAGACGGUUGAACAAGUGGAGGAGGCGGCCAUAGCAUUGGCAGUGGUUUGCAAUCCUCGUGCGACGAUAAUUUCGGAUUCACAAAGAGCUUGUCAAAACUUUGCGCGAGGGGUCGUGGGUCAACCAGCUCUAAGGCUCCUCCGCAAAACCGCAGUAGAGGGAGUACAUCUGAUUUGGACCCCCGGCCAUAUGGGGCAAGUCGGAAACGAGGCGGCGAAUGCUGCGGCCCGAGGUGCGUUAUACCGGGACUCGGUUCUGCCCCAGAGGGAUCUGGACAGUGCGCUCACUUACAGUGAGGCCUUAAAGGCUCUACGAACACAUAGGGCAGAAUAUCCUGGGCCGGCCAAAGGUCUCAGCAAAGAAGAAGAGUUCACGUGGAGACGACUUCAGACGGACACGUUCGUCACACCGAUCCAGCUACAUCUGUGGUACCCAGAGCGGUACGCCACGGCGGACUGUCCCUUCUGUGGUGAGCCCUGGGUGGACGUUUAUCACGUUGUCUGGGCAUGCAAGAACCUCCCAGGACUGGCUCCAGUCGAGGAGCCCAAACUCGAGGAGUGGGAAGCGGGACUCAAGUACGCGACGGCUAGCGAGCAGAGGCUGCUCGUGGCCCGAGCACUCCGAGUUCACUCCGCACUUGGAGCCCCGGAAUAGGGGCACACAACCACUCUCUCCUUUUUCUUCCCCUUUCUCCCCUUCCCUUUCCU
Messenger RNA from Ixodes scapularis (black-legged tick), 3572 nucleotides. RefSeq lists its product as uncharacterized. The record is from RefSeq and is a predicted model, not a curated record. The transcript has a single exon. Gene Ontology annotation, molecular function: catalytic activity; nucleic acid binding. NCBI's taxonomy places the organism in Eukaryota, Metazoa, Arthropoda, Arachnida, Ixodida, Ixodidae. The coding region runs from base 1 to 3519 and encodes 1172 amino acids.